This is a messenger RNA of Gossypium arboreum, 8640 nucleotides long. RefSeq names its product helicase protein MOM1-like. Gene Ontology annotation, molecular function: ATP-dependent chromatin remodeler activity; ATP binding. Bases 291 to 8450 code for a protein of 2719 amino acids. Lineage: Eukaryota; Viridiplantae; Streptophyta; Magnoliopsida; Malvales; Malvaceae. The record is from RefSeq and is a predicted model, not a curated record. The transcript has 20 exons. Gene Ontology annotation, biological process: heterochromatin formation.
UCGUUGUCUAAUGUGGCAAUUAUAAGAAUUAAAAUUUGUUCAGUGUUAUGUGUCUUCCGAAUGUGAGUAUACUUCCUUAAAGGAUUAAACUUCCCAGGAGAACCCUUGUUCCAGAAUCUGCAAAAACCUCAGGUGCCUGCCUUCUUUCUCAUUCGUUUUGUCGGAGAAACAAAUUGGUUUAACUUGCUAAUCAAGACUGCCUGGAUGGAAAACCUAACCAAACAAUAAACCAAGAAAGAAAAAAGAAAAUUCUAGAGGAAACUUUUUCGUCAUUGGAUUCGCAUGCAGGUAUGGCGAAUGGCACUAGGUUGUCUAGUAGGAAAGCUAAGGAUGAUGGAGAUGGUACUAGAUCGUCUGAUAGGAAAGCUAAGGAUGACGGAGAUGGUAUUAGAUCGCCUAGUAGGAAAGCUGAGGAUGAUGGAGGUGGUACCAGAUCCUCUAGUAGGAAAGCUAAGAAUGAUGGAGAUGGUACCAGAUCAUCUAGUAGGAAGGCUAAGGAUGAUGGAGAUGGUACUAGAUCUUCUAGUAGGAAAGCUAAGGAUGAUGGAGAUAAUGAUUUAAAAGGAAGUCAAAAUAGAGGUAAAAAGUCAGUGAAUUUAGGUGCUGCUACAGCAGAAGCAUCUGGUGUUAGGAGGUCACCUAGGGAAACCAUAUCUAAGAAAAACAUGACUCCACCAAGUUCUUCUGGUACACGGAAGUCGGAACGUCUUGAGAAGCAGACUGCAAAUUUGAAUUCAACGACUUCUUCAGGUAAGAGGAAAUCUGAGCGAAUUGAGAAGAAAAAGAAGAAGAAGAAUGCGAGUCCUUUGAGGAGAUCUGACAGGGUUAAGAUGCCCUCCUCAUCUGCUUCUUCAGGUUCAAAGAGGUCUGAUAAGAGCCUGGAUCUGUUGAAUACGAAAAGGAAGAAGGAGAAAAAAAAGAAGAGCGUGAAACAAUUAACAGGAACUGUAGAAGAUAACAAAAUUGAGCGAGAAGUUGAGCAAGCCAAUGAGAAACAGAAGAAAAGAAUGGAUGCUCGUGCCUACAAAGCAUUGUUCAGGAAACAACCCAAGAAAGCUGAUGAAACAGAUCGUAACGAAGAUCUGAAUGGAACUAAUAGUGGAAGGAGGGAGGAGGACGUUUUAGAAGAAUUCAUUGAGAGAAGUCAUGAAAGGACUGAGGUGACAAGUACAAGUCAACCUGCGGAGGAAGCACUUAAAGGAAAGAAUGAGCAUAACUUGUUUCUCACUAGCGAAAAGGAUAGCUGCAAGGAUAUCUCUUCAAAUGGGGGUGAUCUACAAAUUCCUAAGAAUGGUUUGAUAACAGAAGAAAUGAAUGAUAAUGCUGAAAAGGCUGCCCAGGAUAAUCUGCAAAGUCCUCAUUUUGCAAAAUCCAUUAUGCCAGGAGGGGUCCUUGGUUGUGAUAUCAGUGUGGAGAUGGUCAUGCCUUCUGAAAACAAAUGUCAUGAUAUAGACAUUGAUUCUGUUGCUUCUUCAAAAAUCUCAAGUAAUAAUAUUGCUACCUGCACUGCUCCUGGACCUUCACAAUCGUCUGGUUGCAAAAGAAAAGAUUGCAGUGAGACUUGUGGAAUGAGUUCUAAAAGGCAAAGGGUUGACUGCAAUUCGACAAAGCAGGAGAUUUGCUCGUCUAAUAUUAAGGAUAGAGAGAAACUUGAUGUUGGUAUGAGCACAGGAUAUGUUGAAAAGCCCUGUAACUAUAUACAGCAACAUAUGUCCUCUGCAGAUCUUCAAACAGGCCGUGAUCGAAAUGCUUGCAUCAUAUGCAGUCUUGAUGGAAAGCUCUUAUGUUGUUGUGGAAAAGGGUGCCAAAGAAGCUACCAUCUUUCGUGUCUUGAACCUCCCCUUGAGGAGUUUCCUCUUGGAGCUUGGUACUGUCUAGCAUGUGUGAGGAAAAAAUUAGAAUCAGGGAUUUAUUCAGUUUCGGAGGGAAUAGAAGCAAUUUGGGAUUCUAGAGAACUGGAGGCUUCAGAGGAUGGAUUGCAAAGACAGAAGCAAUAUUUUGUGAAAUAUGAAGGUCUUGCUCACAUUCAUAAUUGUUGGCUAUCAGAGGAUCAGGUGUUGCUUGAAGCUCCAUCACUCGUUGCAAAAUAUAACCAGAGAAACCAGGGUUCUGUUUGGAAGCAACAGUGGGUGGUUCCACAUCGUUUGCUACAGAAAAGAUUGUUGAUGUUUCCCAGGGAGUGUGAUGAGCAUCAUAAUAAAGAGCACAAUGGUGAUAAGUUAAACUGUCAUGUUGAAUGGCUUGUGAAAUGGUGUGGUCUUGGUUAUGAACAUGCUUCAUGGGAGUUCGAGAAUGCUUCCUUUUUCAGUUGUCCAGGAGGUCAGACCCUUAUACAAGAAUAUGAAACUCGCAAGAAGGCCCAGAAAGCUUCUAAAUUUGAUAAGGAAAGAGCAGUUGCAUCCCUAAAAAUUUCUCAAUUACCAGCUGCAGCUUCAUCUGGACUGGAUGCUAAUCUUGAUCCUGUUAGCAAACUAUGCAACUAUUGGCGUAGGGGCCAGAAUGCUAUUAUUUUUGAUGACCAGGAAAGAAUAUCAAAUGUUAUUUCUUCCAUUCUAGCUUUUCCGUGUGAUAUCUCUAGUCCUUUUCUCAUUAUCUCUACCCCUGCUUCGCAAUAUUCAUGGGAUGAGGAGUUCUUGCAUUUAGCACCAUCUGCUGAUAUUGUGGUUUACAGUGGCAGUAAAGAAGCUCGGAAUAGUAUUAGGAAUCUGGAGUUUUAUGAUGAAGGAGGUUGUAUAAUGUUUCAAGUACUUAUAACCUCACCAGAAGUUAUCAGUGAGGACUUGAGCUUGCUUUGUUGUAUAGGAUGGGAGGCAAUAAUAGUGGAUGAGUGCCAACGUCCAAGAAUUGCUUCUUGUUUUGAACAAAUUAAGAUUUUAACUUCCAGUAAGAGGCUUCUAAUAAUCAGCAGUCAACUGAAGGAUAAUGUGGCUGAGUACCUUAAUCUUUUUUCUUUGCUUGAUUCUCAAAGUGGUUCAAAUGGUAGUAAGAGCUUGCUAACGGAUUCAAGUGAUGAUAUUGACACUUUGAAGGAGAGAUUGGCAAAAUAUGUUGCUUAUGAGCGCAAGCUAGAAUCAUCUAGGUUUCUAGAGUACUGGGUUCCUGUGCUCUUAUCCCAUGUGCAGCUAGAGAAGUAUUGUUUUACUCUACUUUCAAAUUCUCUCUCUCUUUGUUCCCCUUCAAAGAGUGAUCCUGUUGGAGUUCUCCGUAACAUUCUUAUCUCGAACCGAAAGUGUUGUGAUCAUCCGUAUACUGUGGAUCAAUCCCUUCAAUUGUUGCUCACUAAAGGCCUCCAAGAGGUUGAGUUUUUGGAUGUUGGCAUAAAAGCGAGUGGCAAAUUACAACUUCUUGAUGCAAUGCUUUGGGAGAUCAAAAAACAAGAGUUAAAAGUGCUUAUUCUUUUCCAGUACAUUGGAGGCUCUGGAAGGGAUUUAAUGGGAGAUAUUUUGGAUGACUUUCUGCGCCAAAGAUUUGGUAUAGAUUCUUAUGAACGUGUUGAUGGUGGUGUCACCCCUUCAAAGAAGCAAUCUGCUUUGAACAGAUUCAAUAAUGAGAAGCAGAGAUUUGUCUUUCUAUUAGAAACCCGUGCUUGUCUUUCCAGCAUCAAGUUAUCUACAGUUGGUACUGUCAUAAUAUUUGGAAGUGACUGGAGUCCAAUGAAUGAUCUAAGAGCCCUGCAGAGAAUAACACUUGAUUCUCAGCUCGAACAAAUAAAAGUAUUUCGCUUAUAUUCAUCAUUUACCGUGGAGGAAAAACUUUUGAUGCUUUCAAAACAAGAUAAGACAAUUGAUAGCAACAUAGAGUACAUACACCCCAGUAGUAGUCAUAUGCUGCUUAAAUGGGGGGCUUCAUACCUAUUUAGUCAGUUGGAUAAGUUUCAUGGUAUUACAAUACCGGAUGCAAGUAUCUUGUCAGAGCAAUCACAUUUAAAAUAUGUGAUUCAAGAAUUUUUUACCAUACUGCACCAAACUGGGAUUGAUGAUGAUGCAAGCAAGUUGUCCCUAAUUUUACAAGCCAAACAAAAUCAAGGAACGUAUAGGACAGAAAUGCCAUUGUUUGGUGAGCAGAAAAUUCAAGUGAUGAAUGAAGAUCCACCUCACACAUUUUGGACAAAGCUUUUUGAUGGAAAGAGUCCAAGGUGGAAGUAUUGUACUUCUUCAUCUCAGAGGAAUCGGAAAAGGGUUAAUUAUUUUGAUAAUUUGCAAAAAGAACCUGAGGCUGAAAGUGCUGAAGUUGCAAAGAGGCGCAAGAAGGUUGUAAGUGAUGGCAAUGAUCAUCCCUCUCCAAAAGCUGUGUUGCAAGAGGGGAAAUUGGCUGCUGGGUACAGGAAAGGAAGCUCAGGAACCCUACCAUAUGAUUUUACUCCUUUGAGUAGAUCAAUAGCUUCUGGGAGUGAUACAAUUCACGCAACCUCUAACUCACUUCAUCUAGACAAUAAUGUCUCAAAAAUACCAGCUCUAAAAAUGGUUGAAUGGGAGAGAAGAAAACAGCGUGACUCACAGAAGAAUCUCCAUGUUCUUUUGAAGCCACAAAUAGCCAAACUCUGUGAAGUCCUUCAUCUCACAGAGGAUGUUAAGGCUAUGGUUGAAAGGUUUCUUGAAUAUGUUAUGAAUAAUCAUCUGGUCAAUAAGGAACCAGCAACCAUUUUACAGGCAUUUCAAAUUUCUCUGUGUUGGAGUGCUGCUUCUUUGUUGAAGCAGAAACUUGAUCACAAAGAAUCACUUGCACUUGCAAAGCAGCAUCUAGGUUUUACUUGCAAGAAAGAAGAGGCCGACUAUGUUUAUUCAAUGUUGCGGUGUUUGAAGAGAAUGUUUCUAUACCGUACAGGGUAUUUGAAGGUCCCAAGCUCUCCUAAAGCUUCUGGAUUACCAGGUAAAUCUGUUGGAAGAGAUUAUUCCAGUGCAGCUUCUUACCAGCAUAAAAUAAAAGCAGAGACUGAAGAUUUGUCGGAUUUUCGAGAAGGUUCUGAUAUACAGGCCAUUUCAGAGUCUAGACUUGCCCCAGAAAUUCAAUUGGCACAGAGAGAUCUUCUGAAAAGCAUAAAAGAAAUUGAGAAAAAGUGUGAUAAGCAGAUAAGAAAACUAAUUGAGAAACAUAAGCAGGAAGUGGAACAAUUUAACCAGAAGUAUGAAGACGAAAAGGCACAACUGGAAAAUAAGAAAAGGACAGAAGCUGCGGUUAUCCGUUUGCAUAGUAAUGUCUCAAUGAGGACUGAUAAGCUCAAGAAUUUGGACACUGAAUAUGCAAGGAAGUUUGAUGAACUCGAACAGCAGAUGGAUUUACAUCUCAAGAAUCUUGAGGCACUGCAGGUGGCAGCAAGAAGCAAUUUUCUAGAAAGAAAGACUCGUUGGGUAGAAUCAGUUAAGUCCUGGGCUAGGGUUGAGUUAGUGAAGCCACCUGUAAGUCUGGCUAAUCUUUCUGAAGGAAGGAGUUCUGCAGGCAUUAUUCAUUCUGCUUCUGGAAGUGAGGUAAGACCAUCGAAAAUUGAUCACAUUGUGAAUGACGAAGUUAUGGCAUACAGUGAUCCCAUCAACGAGGCUAGACCCUUCAAGGACAAUUCUGAGGUAGCAUCAGUUGAGAAUCUUGGUUUCUGGGAAGGACAGGAGAACGUUGCCUCGUUGCGGGCAUCAUCAUCUCAAAACUAUUUUGAUAUAAAUUCAUUAAGAAAGGUUGAUGGGGAGAACCCCUUGAGAGAAUCAGGAACUAUCAUUUCUAGUGAAGGUCAACAGAACUUUGUCUCAUUAGAAGCGUCUCCAUCUGCUGAAAUUCCCGAGGAAUCCAAUUUAAGGGAAACUGAUGUGCAAGUUCCCUCAAGAGAAAUUGUUGUUGUCAAUUCCGGUGAAGGUCAGGAGAACCUUGUCUCAACAGAAGCACUUUCAUAUGAAGAAACUAGUGAUGGAGCUGUAUUAAGCAAUUUUGAUGGUGAGGUUCAUUUGAGAGUACCUGAGAUUGUCUGUUCUGGUGAAGGUUACGAGAAUUUACCAUCGGUGGUUGUCUCUUCAGCUGAAGAAGUUCCUGGUGGAACCACGUUAAACAUGGCUGAGGGGGAGCUUCCCAUUAGUAGACCUGAAGCUAUCGGUUCUACUGAAGGUCAGGAGAAUAUCAUGUCUGCUAACUGUUCAUUUGAGAAACAGAUUCCUGGUGGAGCCACGUUGAAUGUGCCAGAUGGAGAAAUUCCAAGGAGCACAGCUAUGAUUGCAACUUCUUGUGAUGGUAUGGAUAUUAUUGUCUGCACGAAUUCCUCUACAUCUAAAGAACAAAUACCUGAUACAGCUGCAUGUUCUAUGCCCACUAAAGAGGUCUCUUUGGUGGAACCUGAAACUGUUCCUAGUGAAGUCCUCGAGGGAAUCAGUGUUCAAAGAGAGAAUGAGGGAACAAGUCCCAUCGAAAAUGACCAGCUGGAUGGCAUACAAUGCACAAUGAACAGCGAAGCUGAAUUCCGAGAAACAUCUCUGGGGGAUCUAUCUUCAAUGCAGCCCGUGCCUACCUCGGACCAAGGUGGUCUGCAGCCACCUGAUCUGGUAUCCCCAAAUGUGGGUCCUCUUCCAUAUGCUUCCUCUGAAGCGCAAGCAAGAUGCAUGUCAAACAAUGAAAUGCGAAAUGCUUCAGAGUUAGCUGAAACUUCACCAUUUAAUGGCACCAUUGCUGCAACCUGCAAUAUGUCCAAUCCUGACACCACAGGUGUGGAGCUUAGAGAGCAAAUGCAGCAGCUGAGAUCCUCUGAAUCAACUUCCAACCUCUCUCAUCCCGAUCUACCUUCUGUUACUGCAGUUGAACAUCAAUUAAACAAUGAAGGCCAAACUGCCAACCAGAGUUCUCAGUCUCCAACUCAACCGGUGGCAAACCAUAUUGAGCUCUCCAACCAAGAUGUCUUGCAGCCUCUGCAUUCACCCAUUGAUGGUGCUGUUGACAGGCUUGUGAGACAAGCUUCAGAAACGAGGACAGCUUCAGUCCCUUUUGUUUCUAAUGGCCUUCCCUUGCAGACUGCACCUGCUGUAUCAUCUCGGAUGCAUCCAACUUUUUGUCAUGACCCACUUCAAAAUGAAAUGGAAAGAAUACUGAAAGAAAAAGAUCAAACCGCUAAGGUUCAUGAAGAAAUGAAGCUGCAGCUGAAAUUGGACUGUGAGAACGAGAUUAAGGAGGUUAUCGUUCAGAUUCGUCAAAAGUAUGAAGCUAAACUUAAAGAGAAAGAAGCAGAAUUUCAUCUGCAUAGAGCGGAGCUCAGUGAAACUUACAACAAAGUUCUCUUGCAUAAGAUCUUGGCGGAGGCUUUCAGGUCUAAAUGUAUGGAUAAUAGGGCAUUUGGUUCAGCAGGAACAAAUAAAGAGGCAAAUUCUAAUUUCAUGCUGCAGCAGGUUCAACUUUCAUCACAACAGAUGGUGCAACAGCCUCCUGCUGCUUCUGGUCUCCCUUCAACUGGCUCAGCUUCUAGUAUGCGAACUGUUUCACCUGCUGUAGUUAAUGCACAAAUAUUGCAGCGUUCUACUGCUUCAGGGAUCCCUUCAACUGGCUCAGCUUCUACUAUGCAAACUGUUUCACCUGCUGUAGUCAAUGCACAAACAUUGCAGCGUUCUACUGCUUCAGGGAUUCCUUCAACUGGCUCAGCUUCUACCAUGCAAACUGUUUCACCUGCUGUAGUCAAUGCACAAACCUUGCAGCGUUCUACUACUUCAGGGAUCCCUUCAACUGGCUCAGCUUCUACUGUGCAAACUGUUUCACCUGUUGUAGUCAAUGCACAAACUUUGCAGCGUUCUACUACUUCAGGGAUCCCUUCAACUAGCUCAACUUCUACUGUGCAAACUGUUUCACUUGCUGCAGCCAAUGCACAAACCUUGCAGCCUUCCACUGCUUCAGGGAUCCCUCCAACUGGCUCAGCUUCUAGUAUGCAAACUGUUUCACCUGCUGUAGUCAAUGCACAAACCUUGCAGCCUUCCACUGCUUCAGGGAUCCCUUCAACUGGCUCAGCUACUAGCAUGCAAACUGUUUCUCCUGCUCUAGUCAAUGCGCAAACCAUGGGUCCACAUUUGCAGGUUGUUAAGUCUUCGGCAUUAUUCUCAGGCACUCCAACUAGAUCUCCCCAUAUCAGCAACAUCUCUUCUACAGGAAACCUUAAAAUAGGCACUGAGAUUCGUGCUCCUGCCCCACAUUUACAGCCAUUUAGGCCUUCAUCAUCCAUUUCCCCAAGCAGUCUCCCAUUGCAUUCUCAUGUUAACCACCUUGCACGUAGGCAGGCAUCAAUUACCAGCCAAUCUGGUAGGAUCCAACAUGAAGUUGUUGGAGGGUUGGCAGCUCCACCAAGUUCUUUCUCACCUGGUGGCAAUGCAAAUCCACCAGGUUUUUUGCUGCCAGAUGUUAGUUCAAGGUCGGAAAUUCAGAUGCCAAGUAGUCGGUCUAACUCAGCACAGCAAGGCGGAGGAGCAACUGAUGUUGUUUGUUUAUCAGAUGAAGACUAACCAUAACCAGUAAAGGUAAUUUUGUAUAACAUAGAUGCAGUUAUAUGCAAUGCCUGAUCCAUUUUGAGUCAAGAGUAGUAGUUGAAGGUCAGAAAUUGAAGUGGGAAUUUAUGGUGAAUAGUUAUUCAAUUUGUAAUAUAUACAUAUUCUUUUAGUUACUGUUAUUUGUUAAUAAGUAAAUAGUUUGAAA